Messenger RNA from Rosa rugosa (rugosa rose), 4248 nucleotides. RefSeq lists its product as uncharacterized. The coding region runs from base 522 to 3830 and encodes 1102 amino acids. The transcript has 3 exons. Lineage: Eukaryota; Viridiplantae; Streptophyta; Magnoliopsida; Rosales; Rosaceae. The record is from RefSeq and is a predicted model, not a curated record.
AAAACACUAGAAGAAGAAAAGGACCAUGAAAUAGAUCCAUCAGAAAAAAAGUUUGGGAGAGAAAUAGAACCCAAAUUUUGCAAUUUCAGAAAACCUCAGGGACCUCUCCUUUUCCAUCAGUCUUCUUCUGCCUCCAAAUAUUUUUAGCUCAGUUUCCUCUUCCCGCUCUCUCUCUCACUUUUCUCAAGCUCAACAAACAACUUCUUCUUCUUCUUCCUUAUCUCUCCCUCGCCGGCGAGAUUUCUAGGGUUUGUGCCGAUUGCCAUUCGUCUCCUGGGUUGAGAUCCCCGGUUUGGCCUUAUGUACUUGUGGGUGGACACGUGGAUGGAGCUCUGCUGAACCUUUUAGUGGGGAAAAGCCAGAUUGUUGCUCCAAGUAUUUUUACAUGCAUCUUCGAUUUUGAUACUAACUGAAUGGGUGGAUAUUUUGAAUGAUCGAACUGUGGUAGAUUUCUUCCCUUGUCUGUGCAUGUGGGAUUCGUGAUAUAAGAGAAAGGAAACUUUUUAAAUCCUGAAUCACCUAUGGAGUGCAACAAAGAGGAGGCGGUCAGAGCAAUGCAACUUUCAGAAACAAAUGUGCAAAACAAAGAUUAUAUAGGAGCAAUGAAGAUGGCACAAAAGGCUCAGAGACUCUUCCCUGAUCUCGAAAACAUUUCUCGGUUACUUACGGUAUGUGAAGUUCACUGUACAGCAGAAAACAAGCUAGGUGGAUCCGAAAUGGAUUGGUACGGAAUUCUUCAGAUUCAACAAUUUGAUAAUGAUGUCACCAUCAAGAAACAGUAUAGAAAAUUGGCACUUUUGCUUCAUCCUGAUAAGAAUAAGUUUGCUGGUUCGGAGGCUGCUUUUAAGCUGAUUGGGGAAGCAAACAGGGUGCUGUCGGACAAACAAAAACGUUCUAUAUAUGACAUUAAGUAUAGAACUUUAGCAAGACCUGGUGGACCAAAAACAACAGCUCAUCAGUCAAAUAUUGAUUUCUUUGCUGCAACCAAUUCUCGGAAUAAUCCUCAGUCACCUGUGCAACCAAACACAUUCUGGACACAGUGCUACUAUUGUUUCUCAAAGUUUCAAUACUAUAGAGACUUUCUGGGUCGGUUGCUCCGUUGUCAAAGAUGCCGGAAAGCAUUUGAAGCUCAUGAAUUUCGGGAAGGUGUGCAUCCAGAAUCUUUCAGAAAUGACUUUCCGAAUCAUAAAGAGCCGCCAAGUCAGGGUCCUUCAAACGUAGCCUCACAAAGUAAUGGAGGAACUGAAAAAGGAAAUUUCACAAGAUUUCAGAAUGGAGAUGCAGCCUUCAAACCUGCGUCAAAGGUAGGAACUUCUGCUGACUUGAGUGGGGCUUCUGACGCUGAAAAGAAAGAUAUUUGGCGUGGGGUUGAAGUGGGGAAGCAAGGUGUUGAAACAUCUAAAUUUGGUCCAGUGAAGUCCAAAGAUACAAUAACUUCUAGAAAUAUGAACAAAGAAAGAGAGAAUUCAACUUUUGAAUUUAGAGAAAGUUUGAAGACUGGAAAUAGAGCUACAGCUGAUACUGAACGUGCUGCUAAAAAGAAGAAUGAUAGUGUUUCUGAACUCGGUGGAGGCCGUCACCCUAGGAGAUCUCCAAGGAACAAGCAUAAUCUUUCAUCCCUCCUAGAUGACAAGGAUGAUGAUGAUUUUGUGAGUCCCCCAUUCAAAAGGUUGAGGAAGGGCCAAUUGUUUAGUGCUGCUGAGGAGGGAAAUAAUGCAACUGUUGGUGGACAUAAGAAAAAUACAAGAGAAAAAGUAAGUUUUCCUCUAGAAGAAAAUUUGCCAAAGAAGAAGAGUAAAACUGAGGAAUUUGAGUUGACGGUAAAGGGAGCCGCCAUGUCAGAUCAUGAUGAAAGCAACUUCAAAGCUGAUUUCAGUCCUGUAGCUAAUGUAGAUGUUGCAUCCACUCCGGGAGCCAUUGAAGUACCUGAUCCUCAAUUCCAUAAGUUUGUGCUUGAUGAAGAUAGUUUACCAAGUCUUUUUGAAGCCAAUCAAAUUUGGGCUCUUUAUGAUCCAGCAGAUGACAUGCCCAGAUACUAUGCUUUUGUCAAGAAGGUCCUCACCCCUGGAUUUAAGCUGAAAAUCAGAUGGCUGGAGGCCAAUCCAGAUGACCAAGGUGAGAUUGAUUGGUCCGAGAAGGAGUUGCCAGUUGCUUGUGGCAAGUUCAAACUUGGGAAAACUCAAGAAAUUAAAGGUCAUCUUAUGUUUUCUCAUCAGAUGCACUACAGAAAAGGAAGUGAUAAAAAGUCUAUUCUGGUAUAUCCUAGGAAGGGAGAAACUUGGGCCAUGUACCAGAAUUGGGAUAUUGGAUGGAGUUCUGAGCCGGAAAAGCACAUGCCCCACAAAUAUGAAUUUGUUGAAGUCUUGUCUGAUUUUGUCGAAGCUUUUGGAAUUGGAGUUCGUUAUUUAGGCAAAGUGAAAGGAUUUGUCAGUUUAUUUCAGCCAACUGAGCAGCACGGGGUUGUCAUGUUUCAAGUACCAACUCAUGAGCUGUACAGAUUUUCUCAUCAGAUUCCCUCUUUCAAGAUGACUGGUUGUGAAGGAUCUGGUGUUCCCCCAGGAUCCUUUGAGCUUGAUCCUGCUUCUUUGCCCACCAGUAUUUUUGAUUCAAGUGAUCUAGGUAACUUGGAAAUGGAUGACAGAAGCAAGAAAACUGAAACUGAUGGUACGUCUUGUGAAAGGGUUGGUUCUGUAACUGCAUGCACAGGUAUGAAGCAGGAGAAGAAGCUUUCUGAAAGAGAGACUUUGAUGUCUAGAUCUCCGAGAGAGUCAGAUACUGAAUUUGUGAAUUGUAUGAAAGGGAAGCGCAUGACAAACCUAAACCAUGGAAACCUCACACAACCCGAGGAAAGUGCUAUUCCAUGUCAAGCAGAUAAGAGAAACGACACACAGAAGAAGCAUCAGAAGAAUGAUUCGGAUAAAGAAAGUUUUAGUCUUAGAAGAUCACCAAGGGAAUUAAGCAAGAACAGUACCCCAUCAAACGGAGCUAUGAAGUGUCCAGAUUCUGCCAAGGAUGACGGCCAUGUCAGCUUCCCUCAGUCUAAAGUAAACUCUACCUCCAGCCAGUAUAAUAACAGGAUGCAUUCAACUCUGAAGGAUCACCAUACUCCCAGUCUCAUGAAAAACCUUGUAGCCCCUCCUCCAUCUUCAUCACCUGCCUGCAGAUUGUCCCAGACUGAAUUCUACGACUUCAAAGGGCUAAAAUCUCAGGAGAAAUUUAGUCUUGGUCAAAUUUGGGCUCUGUAUAGUGACCGAAAUGGGAUGCCUAAUACUUAUGCUCAAGUUAAGAGGAUUGAGGUUAGGCCAAAUUUUCAAGUGCAUAUGGCAGUGCUGGAACCUUGCUCAGAACCGGAAAAUUUGUCUGGACCAGUUUCCUGUGGGACAUUUAGAUUGAAAAAUUGCCCAACUGAGGUCUUCCCCCUCUCUUCAUUUUCCCACUGCUUAAAUACCAGAAAUGUUGUUGGUAGGAAGGUGUUUGACAUACAACCCAAGGAAGGUGAGGUUUGGGCUCUAUACAAGAACCACAAUCCUGAGCCGACUUGUCCCAACCUGGGCAAGGGUGAAUGUGAAAUAGUGGAAGUGCGGGGAAAUAGUGGAAGAAGCACAAAGGUUGGAGUUCUGGUAAAGGUUGAAGGGUUUAAAUCAAUAUUCAAGGCUCCAAGAAUCCAGAGAUCAAAAACUGGGAUCAUUGAUGUACCGCGGUCUGAGUUUCAUAGAUUUUCUCACCAGAUUCCUGCUUUCCAGCAUAGCGGGGAGAGUGACAGUCGACUUGCAGGCUGUUGGGAGCUUGAUCCAUCAUCAAUACCUGGUACUGUAAUUUCCUUAGAUUGAAACUGCAAUGUGCCAACUUUCUAGCAUCCGUUCGUUUAACUCUUGACAUUUGCCGGAGUGCUGCUUGAGAAUAAAUAGAAUGAACUUCAGUUAAACAUUUCAGUUUACAUUUCUUGAGAGUUGGUGAAUGUUCGGAGCCUGAAGCAUUAGCUUGUCAUCUUUUUGCUAGUGCAAAUUUAAUAAUGAUGAGGGGGCAAAGACAGGUUUUCUCCCAUCUUUGAGUGUUGUUUUCAUUGUUCUACUUUUUGCCUGUUUGCCUUGCAUUUGUAGCUUGGCUUCAUGCAUGAUGUAGGGUCUGACUGAGCCAUCAUAGUUCCUACACGUGGAAUUGUGGCUAUUUCCCAUACUGUGUUCUUUGAGCCAUAGACUGCUUUGCUUAAGAUAGCUUCAUUAACAAUGUAGAUUAAAUAUUUCUCAA